AUGAGGUCCUCCGCGUCUCAGCAGACGUACUCCACCAAAGGGGCCUUCAGCUCUAACUCUGCCAGCGGAGGCAGCGGCUCCCGGGCCCCCAGCAGCAUCAGCUGGGUGACCGUGUCCCGGAGUGGUGGCAGCGGGGGGAGGGCCCACUGUGGCCCCAGCACGGGCGACUUUCGCAGCUGGAGCCUCUAUAACUUGGGGGCCAGCAAGAGUAUCUUGGUGAGCGUGGCUGGAGGGGCCUCAUCUGGACAGGCCCUGGGAGGCUUCGGCCUUGGUGGUGGGGCCUACAUGGGCCCGGGGGCUGGCAGGCAGACGUUCGGGCCUGCCUGUCCUCCUGGAGGCAUCCAGCAGGUCACUGUCAACCAGAGCCUGCUGACCUGCCUCAAUGUGGAGAUCGACCCAGAGACCCAGCGGGUGCGCACCCAGGGGCGGGAGCAGAUCAAGACCCUGAACAAGUUUGCCUCCUUCAUCGACAAGGUGCGGUUCCUGGAGCAGCAGAACAAGGUGCUGGAGAACAAGUGGGCGAUGCUACAGGAGCAGGGCCAGAAAUUGGGCAUCAUCUGGAACAAUCUGGAGCCCCUCUUUGAGUACUUCAUCAACAACCUAUGGGGGAAGCUGGACAACCUCCAGAGCGAGCAGGGGAGGCUGGACUCGCUGAAGAACGUGCAGGAUCUCGCUGAGGACUUCAAGAGCAAGUAUGAGGAUGAAAGCAACAAGCACACUGCCGCAGAGAACGAGUUUGUGAUGCUCAAGAAGGAUGUGGGUGCUGCAUACAUGGGCCAAAUGGAUCUGCAUGGCAUGAUAGACAUCCUGAUAGAGGAGAUGGAGUUCUUGAGGCAUCUUUAUGAAGAAGAGCUGAGUCAAGUGCAGACUCACAUGUCUGACACCAGUGUCAUCCUCUCCAUGGACAACAAUAGCAACCUUGACCUGGACAGCAUCAUCGCCGAGGUUAAGGUCCAGUAUGAGAAGAUUGCCCAGAAGAGCAGGGCUGAGGCCGAGGCCUGGUACCAGACCAAGUACAAGGAGCUGCAGGUGACAGCUGGGAAGCAUGGGGACAACCUGAGGGACACCACGAAUGAGAUCGCAUAG
Messenger RNA from Globicephala melas (long-finned pilot whale), 1086 nucleotides. It is a transcript of the gene KRT79, whose product is annotated as keratin 79. Gene Ontology annotation, cellular component: keratin filament. The record is from RefSeq and is a predicted model, not a curated record. Gene Ontology annotation, molecular function: structural constituent of skin epidermis. NCBI's taxonomy places the organism in Eukaryota, Metazoa, Chordata, Mammalia, Artiodactyla, Delphinidae. Gene Ontology annotation, biological process: intermediate filament organization; keratinization.